AAAUUCGAAGGUUGGACACGCCACUGAAUUGUCAACAACUCUCUUUGCUGGAUACAGUUUACUGUUAGCUUCAACAGAUCCUCUCUAUAGUUUCGUUACCGACUUACCGUUACUUCUCUCGUGAAAGAAAGAGCCCUGUACAACCUUCUCGACUAUCAUGACGAAAAAGUACGUCGACGCCGAUCCGUACCGGUGGCCUUACAAUGGCGAUCUGAGACCAGAAAACACUUGUAUUAUCGUAAUUGACAUGCAGGUCGACUUUUGUUCCAAGGGCGGCUACGUCGACACAAUGGGUUACGAUAUCAGCCUCACACGAGCUCCCAUAGAACCCAUCCAAAAGGUCCUGUCCUGUAUGCGAGACCAAGGCUACCAUAUCAUCCAUACUCGGGAAGGACAUCGUCCCGACCUCGCUGAUUGUCCGCCCAACAAGCGCUGGCGCUCGGCACAGAUUGGUGCCGAGAUCGGCAGUGCCGGUCCCUGCGGACGUAUUCUGGUACGGGGCGAGCCGGGGUGGGAACUCAUUCCCGAACUGCAACCACUCGACGGCGAGAUUAUCAUUGACAAGCCCGGCAAAGGAAGUUUUGUGGGCACCAACCUGGACCUUAUUCUCCGCUCCCAAGGGAUUGUUAACAUCAUCCUAGCGGGCGUUACCACGGACGUCUGCGUGCACACAACGAUGCGCAACGGCAACGAUAUGGGCUAUGAGUGCUUACUGUUGGAGGACUGUUGCGCGGCGACGGAUCCAGACAAUCACGCUGCCGCAAUCAGUAUGGUGAAAAAACAAGGCGGUGUCUUUGGUUCGUGCACAACCAGCGACAGGCUCGUAGCCGCACUUUCGCCGUCCGAGUGACCGCUGCGACUAGCGACCAUAGCGAGUUCCAGUCUGGUUGAGCGCGGAAAGUGUGAAGUAUCGAGUGCGCACUUUUUCUACUAACUUUUUGUUUGUUGAUCAUGCCGUCUUCUCGGCAAGCCGGAUAUAUUUGGAUGUAGCUGGGUGAUAGAUGCGGCCAUCAUUAGUUCCAGUCUGUUCAAUGUAAACACUGAAAGAGUAGAG
Messenger RNA from Phaeodactylum tricornutum CCAP 1055/1, 1054 nucleotides. RefSeq lists its product with no specific name. NCBI's taxonomy places the organism in Eukaryota, Bacillariophyta, Bacillariophyceae, Surirellales, Neidiaceae. The record is from RefSeq and is a predicted model, not a curated record. The coding region runs from base 158 to 850 and encodes 230 amino acids. The transcript has a single exon.